Messenger RNA from Esox lucius (northern pike), 6930 nucleotides. RefSeq names its product NCK-associated protein 5-like (gene nckap5l). Bases 507 to 4892 code for a protein of 1461 amino acids. Gene Ontology annotation, cellular component: microtubule plus-end. The transcript is spliced from 13 exons. The record is from RefSeq and is a predicted model, not a curated record. Gene Ontology annotation, biological process: microtubule depolymerization; microtubule bundle formation. Lineage: Eukaryota; Metazoa; Chordata; Actinopteri; Esociformes; Esocidae.
AGUUACAGGAGGAGGAGGGGAGAACCCAGGAGGAGGGGAGAACCCAGGAGGAGGGAGGAUAGAGGUGGGGGCUGGUCCACAGCUGUUGUAAUAGGCCGGGUCUGUUGGGGUAGGACGCCUGCCUCCACACUCGCCCUGGAACAAUGGGAGACAUGACAGCCACUGCAGGCAGACAGCACAGGGCCGACAGAGAGAGAUACACACAAUGCCCGAGCCCAAGGAAGGGCCCGCUCUGAUCGCAGUGUAGAGGACACACUUCCUCAGUACCCAGGAUAUCACCUUGUGGAGGAAUACAGCUUUUUUCCCCCCCCAACUGGAAAUGACUAAUGCUACAUUGUGGGGUGGGUUUCUUUAGAUUGAAUCUCUCCCGGAUGCUCUGAGCGGAUGCUAGGAUACCAACCAAGCUCCUUGGCUCUGACGUUGGGAGAAGAAAGAGAGAGGUGGCUUACACGCACAGAGCUACUGUAGGACGGAGAGCCCUGCUCUAAGGAGAGCUGACAUCACAGAUGAGAACGAUGUCCGAUGAGACAGAACCAAGGAUUUGUGAUGACGACCUGGAGUCAGAAGAAGGGGAGGUCGAAGACUAUCUGGAGGAUGAAGAGCACAGUAGAGAACUAAUGGACCGACUGAAAGAACUGGAGGCCGAAAACUCAGCUCUUGUGUUGGCCAAUGAAAGUCAAAGAGAGGCAUAUGAGCGAUGUCUAGAUGAGGUGGCCAAUCACGUCGUCCAAGCCCUGCUCAACCAAAAGGAUCUGCGAGAAGAGUGUAUCAAGCUGAAGAUGCAUGUCUUUGACCUGGAAAGACAGAACAGAGUACUGUGUGAACUCUUUCAACAGAAACUACCCAAUCAGUCUAGUUUUCACGAACAGGUUCAGCCCGGACCACUCCCUGUUUACAGUACACAGCUGCUGCACAAUGUCCCCGAAAAGCAGGUGGGCUCACAGUCUCAGAGUGAAGCACAAGCCAAGGGCAACGGUUUCCAUCGCACACUGCCACAGCCCCCAGCUACUCCUCCCAGAGGCCCAGCCGCCACCAUGGAAGCCCUGUCUCCGUUCUUCAAAAAGAAAGCACACAUCCUGGAGGUCCUCCGCAAGAUGGAGGAGACAGACCCCCUCAAAUUUCGCCCCUCGGCAGGGGGCCUCUCCUUCUGUGACUACGGCCAGGUGCUGAUGUCUACGGAGGCCGUCCUGGCGGCCGGAGACCUCUGUAAGAAACACCAGACGCGCUGCCGCUGCUCCUGUUCGGACUCUGAUAGCGCGCCGGCGCCACAGCAGCACAUGAACGGGGAUGGGCAGUUAUGUCCCGGUCACUGCAGGAAGAGCACGGACACGGCGGCCAAGUGUCAGCACGUUUGCGGCGGCGUUGCGAAGCCCGACCCCAACCACGUGGAAGCUGCGCCGUCCGCAGCCGCGGUCACCGAGCCCCGCGCUCGGAGUGCAUCGGCAGAGAAGCGGCACCAGCAAGCGACGGAUCCUGACUCCUACUCAUCGGUUGCAGGUGUAGAUCGUCCUAAUCUGGCCAGCCGGUGCUCAGACGCCGGAUUAAAAACAGGGCAGCUGCAGGAGGGCGAAGAGGAGAGCAGUCUUAAAGACCGACCAGAUGUGGACACCAGUUUGUUCACCUCCCAGCUGCCUGUCCCUGGAGCCAAGGACCCACCGACAGCAUACUGUGAGCUGGAAACCAAUGGCUUCCUCCUCUCCUCCAAUGACAGUGAUAAUGUACUCAGCGACGUAGUCAUCCCAGAGAAGGACAGUGGCCCGGCAGAGGAGGGGGCUCUCUCGGGCGGAGCCAACGAGGCCCGUAACCCCGUCCCUUCAUCCUGUCUCAGCGACGUCAAAGCCGCCGCCAUCAGUUCACCGUCCAAGAUCCUCAAGUUCCUGAAGAUCCCCGCCAUGGCAGAGAGGAGCCAGGCGGGGGUCAGCCCCGUCCGCCUGAGCCCCCAGCUCACGCGCACCUCCAAGAUCCCCUGUCGCACCAACAACUACGAGGUGUACCACUCCCCCGUCCCCUCCCGCAGGGCCACCACCACAGAGAGGACCAGGCACCCUCCCCCACCGCCCGUCAGGUCCGAGUCCUACCCGGCCACCACGCACCCAGCCUCGGCCCCGACCUCCCCUCCCCAGCCCGAGGACGCCUGCUCCCCUCCAGCCAAGGAGGUGAGCUACAGCAGCCUCUCUCCUCCCGAGGCUGGCCCUGGUGGUACCAAGCCGGGCCCUGGCUCUUCGCACAAACCCAGGGCCUCUUCACAGAAGGUGCCGUACUACGAGAAUGUGUCAGAACUGUCCACUUCUGCUCGGCUAGAAGAGUCCAAGGUCUCUGAGAUCGUGGAUAUAGCACCUUCACUGCUACAAAAAGAGAAUGUCGUGUGUCUUCAGCAGCAGCAGUUCUCCCCCGCCUCUGACUCCUCUUCAUCUUCCUCCUCGUCGUCCUCCUCGUCCUCGUCUGAUCAGGAGGUGAACACCGACAGCCCAGUCUGGCAGGGCCACAACAGUCUGCCCAACCCCUCGGUCCUCAGAGCAGCUCAGUCCCAGAGCCGCCCUGCUCCCUUCGCUGGCAUGAAAGACAGAGGAUCCCAGGACCAGGAUGCCACGGAGAACAUCAUGCCGAACUUUGACCUGUCCCAGUGCCAGGCUCCAGCUCUCCCAGCCAAAAGACACGAUCCCUCCUCUAUUCCCAAGAGGCCUUCUGGUGCAGCGGUUCCCGGGAGACAGCCUGCUGAGUCCAGUCACACAUUCAAAGACAGGCUGGCUGCACUUGGCAAGCUGAGGAGCUCAGAGGACCUGCCAGUCAAUGUUCUGCUGCCAGGAGACCAGGCUGACCCGCAGACUGACGAGGGGGAGGUCCCUUGUAGCCUUGAAAGGGGUAAGACGGCGGAGGGGCCAGUGGACAGUCAUGACAGUCACUCCAAAUGUACAGCCCCUUUGGACAGUAAGCCUAAAAGCAUUUCCGGUAGCGUGGCUUUGAAGUUCCCCGGUGCCUGUCAGUCCUAUGAUCCGGCGUCCGCGGUCGCCAAGGCAGAGCUUGAGACGCUCUCGUCCAGAGUGGGCGUGUCUAGGAUGGACAGUUCCAAAGGCAAACUGGGACUCCCAUCGCCAAACACUGACACUCCCAUAGUUUUACGCAACAACGUGAAAUACCCAGCUUCCCUUAACCUGUCUCACAGUAAACAACCAGCACCCAGCCUCGCUCACAACACCUGCAGCCCCGGCAAGGUCCCUCCCAAGUCCCCCUCCAAACCCUGUCAGAGCCUGGCUCCCUCGGGCGUCAUCCGAAGUGCAUCUGGGAAACCCACCCUGGAAGCCCCGGCCUUGGCCCCAAGAUACUCCUCCAAGUCAGAGGACAGGAGCAAGCUGAACAAGAGGAGGAACACCAGCGCAGCUUAUGGAGACAGCCUCCCGGCCCCCAGGCCAGCGUCAGAACCGCAGCAGGAGGAGAACAAACAGCGUGGAGGGCCCGUCCCAAGCCCCACCCCGGGCCCCACGUCAGCCAUAGAGGAGAAGGUGAUGAAGGGGAUUGAGGAGAACAUGCUGAAGCUGGCAGAGCAGGACAGAGACCGAGGACAGGUCACAGAGGUCAAACAGAAGGCCUCCAAUGGCAUUGCCAGCUGGUUUGGCCUGAAAAAGAGCAAACUCCCAGCUCUGAGCCGCAAACCAGACACACCCUCUAAGGUCAAAGAGGAAAAGAAGGGCGGAGAGUGGAGGCUGAAUAUCCCCUCCAAGAUGGCGGGGUCCAAGUCUAAAGGAGAGGGGGUUGGGGUGGAGAGCCUGAACAUCUCCAUGCUUAUGGAGAAGGCCGAGGGUCUGAGGAGAGCCCUGGAGGAGGAGAGGGCCUAUGUGAACGGGGUGGGGGGUGUCGGAAUGGACCGGUCCGGGAGGGGCCACUCCUGUGAGGUUGUGAUGGACCCAUCACAGGGCCAGCUGGCUGUGAUGUACAGGGGAGCGCGCUCAGACAACUUCAUGCAGCAGCUACUGAACAGGGUGGACGGAAAGGACUUCAGUGGCAUCAGUGUGGCUCAGAGACGUCUCUCCUUUGACUGCAAGACCUCGAGACCAUUCAGCGGCCACCAGAAUGAAGGCAUCCUCUGUCACAACACCAGCAGAGACGACGUGCAAAAGGGUCCAGACCACCUGAUCAGCAACGUCCCCUCAGAUGAGAAUUUAGCUGACCUGGUUCACUCUCAACACUUUGCAGCCUCUGGCGCAUCCACCUACACCCUGGACAGUGGCAUCGGAACCUUCCCUUUGCCCGACUACAGCAGCGGUGCGGCCGGGAGGAGCCUGUCUAAGAUGAGGGGGACUGACCACGGCUCCUCCGGUUCACCAGGGAGGGCAGGGAGGAAGGCUAGGACUCUGGACCGAGAGGCGACCUCCUUGGAGCAGUGCUUUCAGCCCAACAGAGAGAUGACCGGCCCGGUUCUGUACCAGUCUGUACUGGAGGGGAAAGGCACGAACAGACACACGGCUGGGGUCAUUCACGAAGACAAAGAAGCGUUUGGACCUCACAUGCUGUCUCCCCGUUCCAAGACGUGGACAUUCCCCAGCCUGAAGACCCCCGCCGGGCCCUCGGAAGUGUACCUCGCCGUGGAGGAGGAAGUGGAGACGGGCCCCUAUGGAUCCCCGUUCAGAGGGAAGGCCUGUGGUUCCUCCGGAUCACAUAACAUUGACCCCAGCAGUCUACCGGUGCCGACCCAGACAGGCCUAAGCCGACGGGGGAAGAUCCGCGGUACGCCCAGUGCCCCGGAAACGGGCCUCGGCCGGGAGACGGGCCUAGAGCUAGUGAGGGAGAGGCCCGAGGAGGCCCUCUCCCCCAACCGCCCACAGGUCCUGGAGACCCCCGAGUCACUCAGUGACUCUCUCUACGACAGCCUCUCUUCCUGUGGUAGCCAGGGGUGACGGCUGGAGGCAGGAAGGCCGCUGUGCCACAGAUCCCAGUCUGGUGCUGACUGACCCGCCCUGGUAGAACAGCGGGAUAUGGACUGUACUAAGAAAAACCCUUUUCACACUGCCGUGCCAACCCAGACCACAAUAUAUUCAGCUUCAGCUCUGCGUUCAGUACCACUUCAGCUCUGCGUUAAUACCACUUUAACCCUGUGUCCAGUACCAUCAGUCCAGAACUGCCAGAAGACAAACUCUCCGAACUUGCAACGUGUCCAGUUCCACCUGUCAGUGAAUCGCUGACUUCAUGGCCGAACAGGACGAAACACGUGAAACUGGAGGAACGUGUGAAAAGGGUACGAACGGUGCUGACCCCCUCUUAGAGGAUAAGACGGUGUGUCCCUCUUAAGGCUGUCAUGUGUGCUUUCUCACCAGCUAUGUUGCAAGGUUAACUGGAAAGACUGACCUCUCCUCAGGUUAACUAUGACCCAAAGGAUACAGGCUUCACAUUGAGGGCUGUAUUCAAUCCAUAUUACAGAAGUUCAGCGUUGCAGCGUGAUUGAAAUUCAACUGCAAUUUUCCCACAUCAGUAGAGAGUUUGCAUUCGCGAUAAACACUGCGUGUGUUGGCUCAAUCGGAAAAAUAAAACUAAAAGUCACAACGAUCUGUAACACUUUAACAGGUUUAAUCGGGCCCUAACACUGUUUUGUGACAGGAGGGAAUAAAACAAAUGGAAUAUAGUGUGCUAACCAAAAAAGUUCAUAUCAUCGCAGUCAAUUGUAAAAAUACACGGACAAGAUGAGAUCAAAUGUGCUCCAGUCUGUCUGGAAACGUGCAGAAAUGUUGUCAUAUCUUGAAAUUCAACACAGGCGUUGUUCUAACCCUGUCCGAUCUUACUGUAUUUAUUAGACAGCAGAGUGCGAGCAGUGACCCCACACCCCCGCAGGUACUCAGUUACCAGGCAUCCAUCUCUAUCCGUUUACACAAUAAUGUAUGGAUUCCUUUACAUCAAGCUCUUAAAAAAAAUGAAUGUUUAUGUUUGUGGGUUUUUGCUAUUGAAUGCAUACAUUACAAUUUUGAUGUAUACAAUUAUUUGUUAAUGUGUUGAGAUUUUCUCUGUAGCUGCCAAGAAAGCUUGUCAGAAAACUGUGUUUAGUUUAGCUCACCAUUCUUCGUAGGUAAUAUGCCAGCAAUAAUAUUGUGACAGCAACGUGGCUACAUUAUUGUCCAAACAAUGUAUUAUUUAUGUUAAACCAACUGCACAUUUUUUUUUAUAUAAUCUUGUGUAAAUUCAGUCACCUGGCUCUGGAUGUCAAACAGCCAAAACAUCAAGAUUCUUUUAAAAAUGUUUUUAUGAUUAUUUAUUGUUCAUGUGUUCUCACUAAAGCACAAAUAAAUUCAAGAAAAUUACACCUUUAUACUGAAAUGUUUAUCUCCAAUGAAAACAAAGGAAUACUGAUCAUUUUUACAUAUUUAUUAGAACAAAUAUCAAAUUAGUCAUUAUAAGAGUAUGUUUUUCACAGUACGCAAAUUAUCAGAAAAUGUAGUAAAAUAUCAACAUUUGACAAAUAUCUUGCAUGAGUAUGCAUUGCCAGUGAAUCAAUUCUACAGCCUUAACCAGUAUGUCUGGAACACAAACUCAUCAAUCUAACCAUAAAGUGCACUUAUUGAAUCAUCAUUAAACAUCAGUUGAAUUACCAAAACAGUACAAAGAGAUGGAUUACAAUGUCAUUGUUUUAGGUAUGAUGAAUGGAGAAGGGGAUAACGAAAAAACUCAAGGGUAGGUUCUUAUAAAGAUCUGCCAGAUGUAUGGAUAUCUGUUACAUCCCUUACAUAAACUAAACAGAAAUUAUUUUGGCCGUGGCAGUGAAAACAAAUCAAAAUUAUACAACUUAAAACAAGAAUAAAAUGUCCAAAUGCUCAACCAGCCUGCUAAAAAGUGCUGCAUUUGAUUUAUGGCACAAAGAACACAAUUUUGCUAAUAUAAGCCUUCCUAGGGCAACCACUCACUCUACAGGACAAGCACAUUCACUGCAGCAGCAGCCUAAAACACAAC